Molecule: messenger RNA, 7639 nt
Organism: Osmia bicornis bicornis
Lineage: Eukaryota; Metazoa; Arthropoda; Insecta; Hymenoptera; Megachilidae
Gene: iav
Product: transient receptor potential cation channel subfamily V member 5
Exons: 13
Coding region: 4028-7384 (1118 amino acids)
Biological process (GO): calcium ion import across plasma membrane
Cellular component (GO): membrane
Molecular function (GO): protein binding; calcium channel activity
Source: RefSeq, a predicted model, not a curated record
UUUAUAUUAAUAUUUAAUUUACAAUUUGUAAAACUUCUUGAUUAUUGUCACACCUUUUGUACAUGCAAUAGUUAAUAAUAACUGAUAGAAAAUGAAAAUACCAACGGAAAGAGAUCAGAUGUAAAGUACAUAAAAUAAAAUAGUAUGGGCAACGUUGAAUCCAUCGAAAAAUAAAAUAAAACAAAUUUUUUUAUUGAUAAGCAGAAUCCUCGUUAAUUCUAGGAUAUCCUGUAAUAACGCAGGAUCAAUUCACUUUCUGUAUUGUACAAUGUUCCGUUCCAUUGGUUCGUUGAAGUCGUGAAAUUCGAGCAUAGAAUAAAUCGAACGAUCAUCAGUUCCCGUGGAUUUAUUUCGUUGGGAAGACUAGGCACAAGCGUUAAUUCGGUGUCUCGUAAACAACGCAGGUCGCGCUCAAAUGUACGGGGAUUUCCGGUGUUUUAUCGAUCUCCAUAAAGUCUCGCGUAGAUAGUAUGUCCGCUUCACGAUUCUGUCGAGAGAAUAAUUUUUCCCUAUGAUUUUAUUGCAAUGACAGUUUCCUUGUGUUGUUUUCUGCUUUUUUUCGUUCUUUUUCUUUAAUAUAUGUAUAUAUAUCUUUACUACGUAAACAUUUAUAUGUCGCUUUUAUCGGACACGCGAUUCUGUUGCGUGUAGAAACGAAGAAACGGCUCGAGAUAUAUCAUUUUAACUAUGUAAAUACUAUAAGCAUUACAUUUAACGUGUCGAUUGUCAUACAAACGUUGUUAUAAAAAUUUCAUUAGAGAAAUCAAUUUUCUUCCACUUGAAACACCCAUUUCUCACGAACAAUGACCAUAGUCGAAACAAAGUUACAUUUCCCUGUCGUUCGAAUAAAUGGUAUAUAAACAUAGAAUGUACUUACAAUACAUAAACACACAAAUAAGAGAUAAACGGCUAAAGUGGUUCAAGGAAUAAGGGAAGCAGUUCCGUUGCUCAAUGUGCAUUUUCAUCGAAUUAGUCUCAGUCUCGUCCCGACGUUGAAUUUAUUCGCUCGACUCAAGAUCCCCAUUGGGACCUCUAUUCAACUACAUGCGCGAUGAGUUGAGCAGAUUCAAGGCAUUCUUCAGAUACAAAUGUUAUAGUUAAUAACUGAAUGGUUCUUAUCACAACCUUUUUCUAGAAUGAAAAAUAAUCGUGUAUAAUAUAGUACAAUAUGUAUACAAAGUACAAGUACAGAUACAUUGUACUUUUUAUAAUAAAUUUUUGAUUUAUUGAGGUGUAAACAUAAAUGAUUAGCAGAAAAGUUAUUUACAAUAAAAGAAUAGAUUGUUAACUGUAAUUAAAACGAAAAAAAAUCAGCUAACAAGUGUUCAUAUUUGCAGAAUUUUCAUAGAAACUGCUAAUUGCUUCACUAAUUACUAGUAGCAAACAGUUACUCGAAGUUUCUAAUAAUAAUAGCAAGUUGUUAAUACAGCGCAGCGUGCUCUACAGAUAAGCUCUUUUUUUAUUUUAGUUAUUUACGAUGAUAAACGAGUUUCUAGAAAAAAAUAGUAGCUUCCGAAUAGUAGCGAUAUUUAUUCACGUUGCAAGACAUAACAAUAGUCGCGUGGAGAAUUGUCAACCGAAUAUUCUUUAGAUAAUGUGUCGACAGUCUUGUCAUUAUCAGUUACUAAUGGUGCAAUGACAGUAAAUGCGAUCCACUGAGACUGGUACCACAGCACGAUUGUGCGACGCAAAUGUUGAGUCAUCGCCGCUGAAAAUAUCGUAAUAACAUCGUCCAUAUAUGUAUACACUUACAUUUACGUAUUUCCUCCUUCAACAUGAAUGUGAAUGGUAUACCUGCAGAAACGAUGAUGUGUUCAGAAGAUUCGAGAGCUCUUGAAUUGCGCUAUUUGGUCGAGGAAAACAGAAGUAUGUAUAAUAGAUAACAUAUGUAUAUUGGAAUUUCAACACGAACUAAUAAUCAUGUUAAAUGCUGUGUGGGGGUCAUCGGUGAUCGGUGACCGAAUGACAGAUACUUGAAUAAUUAAAAGAAAACAACUGAAAAAUAUUAUUUUAAAUAGUAUCAUAUUAUUAUAGUAGGUAAAAGUGUUUCCCUACGUUUGAUUGAUUUUCUACGUUCUCGAUAUUUCUACGAACUAUGCAUUAUCCGGCCGAAAAAGAUAAAUACACUUCCAUCGGGUUAAAUAUAUACAUACAUACAUACAUACAUACAUAUAUACACGCUUCUAUUUCAUUGUUCCACGUGCUAACGCGUGUACAACGAACGACAGACGUGUACAUACAUACAGGUGGAGUGAUUUACUCUUAUUCAUCGGCUGAAUGUCAAUUUGGAAAGCUGCUUUCCGGUUUCACCAUUCAUCGAAUCAACGACAAAUAACGUUGCUUUUGAAUCAUGCGGCCAUGGCAAACCACCGCGGCACCGAAUGACGUUAUUCAACUUCUUCCGAGAAAAAUUCGCCGUUGAGCUAUUAUCGCGCCGUGUUCCUGGAACGCGGAAUAAUUCUAAUAAACAGUUGAUCUUAUUCUCGUGAAAAUAAUUGGCUCAUUGUUUUUGCAUUAAAGUCGUAGAAUUUAUAGAGAAUUUCCUUUUAUUAGUCAAAUAUGGACACACACACACGGUCUCAGCAUUAAUUUAACGAAGGAGUCGUCAUGGCAUUAGUUUGAUGGGUGGUGGUGAUAGAUAGUCAUGCUAUCGACACAUUGUUGACGCCAGGCACAUAUCUCAGGGGUGAGACAUAUCAUGCGUCGACAAUGUUUCGACAAUGGCAGCGAACGUGUAACAAUACUUCUGGAUGACUUCUGGAUCUCAAGUUGAAGAAUCCAUCAGCAGCGAUAGCGAUGUGUGUUGAGAUAUGCUUUACGGUAUUUUUAGAUCAAUGAUCAGUAAAUAAUAUUUAGUUGGUCAGUUGAUCGAUUAAAAAAAUGAUUUUUCAUUAUUUUUAUUGAUUCUCUAUAUUUUCGAGGAAAAUAACAUGAAUAACAACCCUUUUCCAGAAGCGUGAUCUUAUCAAAGAGGAUGUUACAUAUGUUCCGUAAGUAAAUUGGUAUUCCGCUACGGCAAUCUGGUGAACUUUUCGUAUUCCUCGAAACGCGUGCUCUUCCCCGUUUCUUCAAUGCAGCUUUUCUCGCAUAAACAUAGAAUUUUGUACAUAUAGGUAAGUAGGUACCCUUGACGUGUCUUGGUCUUCUUCUGAUGCGAUUACGGGUACUUUUAACCCUUUCGUUACUAACGGCAAACAUAGACAUUCGCCUAGUAAAUAUUACAGACGACUAUGUAUAUCGGUUAUACUUGAAUAUCUGCAAUAAAAGAUAGGUACCUUAUUGGAAAUAAAGUUUUCUGAAGAAAAUUAUUUUACAUUCAUUUGUAUAGUAACUUGGAUAGUUUAAUAUUAUUUAUUAUCUCCAGUUGUAGAAAGCAAUAUAGUUGCUUCUUUUUAAAGUUAUAACUGAGUUUUCACUGUUAUAUUCGCUUCCAAUCGGGUUGUAAAGUUGAACGAGUACCUACAUAGGUAUACCCAGACGUGAUUGGGGUAUCUGUGCUAAGGUCGAGCGAACAAAAAGUGGAACGAACCGUACAGUUAUUUUCUUAAAAAUAUAAACAUGUAAAAAUAGCUCGAUGAGAAAUACCAUAUUAUAUGUACAUAUACGAGUACACUAUUUAUGUACGAUAUACAUAUGUAUGUAGAGAAAAAAGAAAAACUAUUUUUUGCUAAACUAAAAACAAUAAGUGUACCAAGAGAGUUGAGGCAUCACCCAGUGACCCUACCGUGUCUACCGGAGCCAGGCACUGUUUAUAGAUUACCUGCCGGUUGUCGGUUGCUAUAGCCUGAAAACGGUGUGCCACCUUUCGUCGGCCUGAAGGAAUAUCUCAAGGACCGUCUCCGCACGGAGUCGAUCGUGGUUAGCCAUACGAGGGCGAGGGUUACCGUUCAAACAUGGGAGAAUCCUUGUUCUUGAGGAGAGCAGAGAACACUCGAGGAGGAUCUCGCUCGGCUGGUGGCUGAUAAGCGUACGAGUGGAUCGAGUGUGGACAAACGUCAGUGACAGAGUCUUAAAGAGGGAUGUCUGAAUGGGUGGUGUCUGCUCCUGUCGACGAGAUCGCGGUAGCCAAGUUGACGCUGGCUCGAUCCUCGACCGUGUGAUCAGUCAGGCGAGCGACGAGGACCAAUGUCUAUUAUAUCGUCUGGCGAAUUACAAAAAGAGUGGCGAACUGAUAGACGCGUAUAAUCAGGGCGGCCAAUCGGAGGUGGAAAAAUUGAUAAGGGAACAGUUCGGUGUGCUGAUGUACGCGAACGGGAAGGGCCAGGUGAUCAAUCGGGCGGAGUAUCUACGCUGGAAAUUCCGGGACCUCGAGCAAGUCGUACUUCCGAUAGAAGCUUCCUUGUCACGGCUCGAUCCUCUGGCACAAUGGAACGAUCAUCGGGCAUGCUGGCAGAUGCAAUACAGAGGCUCCUUAGGAGAGACCCUCUUGCAUGUUCUGAUCAUAUGCGAUAGCAGGUUACACACGCGAGUGGCGCGUAUCCUGCUCAAGUGCUUUCCACGAUUGGCUAUCGACGUGGUCGAGGGCGAGGAAUACCUCGGCGCUAGUGCACUACACCUGGCUAUCGCGUACAAUAAUAACGAACUGGUGCAAGACCUUGUUGAAGCGGGCGCGAUUAUUUCUCAGCGCGCAAUCGGCACUUUUUUCCUACCCAGGGACCAGCAACGAAUGAACCCGGCAAAGAAUACGGAUUACGAGGGAUUAGCCUACUUGGGAGAGUAUCCUCUCGCCUGGGCCGCCUGCUGCGCGAACGAGAGCGUUUAUAACUUGCUCCUCGAUUCCGGCGCCGAUCCUGACGAGCAGGAUUCUUUUGGGAAUAUGAUACUACACAUGGUGGUAGUCUGUGAUAAAUUGGAUAUGUUCGGCUAUGCUCUUCGACAUCCGAAGCUUCCAGCUCGCAAUGGGAUCGUGAACGCGGCUGGACUGACCCCAUUGACGCUCGCCUGCCAGCUGGGUCGUGCAGAGGUCUUCCGUGAGAUGUUGGAACUGUCUGCACGAGAAUUCUGGCGCUACAGUAAUAUCACCUGCUCGGCAUACCCCCUCAAUGCACUCGACACGCUGUUACCCGACGGCAGAACAAACUGGAACUCGGCGCUAUUUAUCAUUCUGAACGGUACCAAGGAGGAGCACUUGGACAUGCUGGACGGUGGUAUUAUUCAGCGAUUACUCGAGGAAAAAUGGAAGACCUUCGCGCGGUUACAGUUCCUGAAGCGUCUGAUCAUCUUGGUAUUUCACCUGACGUCGUUAUCCCUGGCUGUCUACUUAAGGCCCUCAAACGUCGAUACUGCUCUUAUGAAGUGGCCAGAAGAAGUAACGGAAGUUGCUCGCACGAUAGCCGAGUGUAUCACGGUGAUAGGCGUCUUGAGUUAUAUUCUGGUGCAAUUAGGCGGUGAAAUCAUCAACAUUGGUUUACUGUCGUUCCUGAAACAGUUGAGUCACGAGCCUGCCAAGCUGAUAUUCCUGAUCAGCAACCUGCUCAUACUCGCGUGCAUUCCGUGUCGUCUUGCCGGGAAUAGGCACGCCGAAGACGCGAUCCUCGUCGUUGCUGUACCUGGUUCCUGGUUUCUUUUGAUGUUUUUCGCUGGCGCUAUCCGGCUGACCGGUCCAUUCGUCACCAUGGUCUACAGCAUGAUAACCGGCGACAUGUUGACCUUCGGGAUAAUCUAUAUGGUGGUGCUGUUCGGUUUCUGCCAGUCGUUCUACUUUUUGUACAAAGGCUUUCCGGGAGUGAAAUCAUCUCUCUAUAAUUCCUAUCACUCCACAUGGAUGGCACUGUUUCAAGUAACCCUCGGCGAUUAUAACUACACAGACCUCAGCUACACCACGUACCCGAAUUUGUCGAAGAUGGUGUUCGCUAUAUUCAUGGUAUUGGUACCUAUACUACUACUGAACAUGCUAAUUGCCAUGAUGGGUAACACUUACGCGCACGUGAUUGAGCAAAGCGAGAAGGAGUGGGUGAAGCAAUGGGCGAAAAUCGUGGUCUCCCUGGAGAGAGCGGUAUCGCAGAAGGAUGCACAGAAUUAUUUGCAAGAAUACAGUAUUAAACUUGGGCCUGGUGAUGACCCGAACAACCCAGCAUCUGAGCAACGCGGCGUUUUGGUGAUUAAAAGUAAAUCGAAGACCAAGGCGAAGCAACGAAAAGGUGCUGUGGCUAAUUGGAAGCGCGUGGGAAAAGUAACAAUCAACGAGUUAAGAAAACGCGGAAUGACAGGAGAAGAAUUGCGACGAAUAAUGUGGGGUCGAGCAUCCUUUUCUACACCAGUUAGAGCAAGUCCAAACCUAGCCGAGCCUGGGGUAUCAGCGGUGACUGCUGGUUUCGGGGAUGCAUUAACAGCAGCCUUGGACGUUAUGGCAUUUGCCCAUGACUUGGACAUCUCCACUGCCACUGGAUCGAUUCCAACUAACAUUGACGUAAAACAAUCGAAAGCAAAAAUUGCCAAUGAUGGAGAAACAAAGUUGACAACGAAUAAUCAAGAUAAAGGAUCGAUAAAAGGGAAAUCCGUCCCAGAGAUCGUGAACAAGCAAGAAAAUGAUAAAACUGAGCAUGAUAAAAAAUUUAACGAACCUGUGGAUAUUCAGGAAAAGAACUUGAAGAAUGCGAACAAAUUAGGUUCGAGCUUGACUGAAAAUUAUCAGGAUCCACUGUUGGAACUUGUGAUUGCCUCUGAAAGUACGAAUGACUCUAAAAUGCUAUUGAAAAUAGCGGAACGUGCUGCCAAUGAUUUUGAUUCGCCUGCUAAUCCAAAAAUAAAUCUGCAAAUUUUGGAACAGUUCACGAUGACCAAGAUACCGAUGGAGGAACAAGUUACCGUCAAGAAGAAACAAUAUUUCAUUGAAUCGAGUGAUAACGAUUUUGGUGGCGACAACCUGCUAGGAACGGUUGCCCGUCUCCGUAGAAUAAGAUCAGCUAACAGCAGAUUUAUCACGGCACGGAGACGUUCGCGGCACACCGAUGACGACCUGUCAUCGACGUCUUCCGCAUCCGACGACGGCGGCGGCGACGGCGGCGACGGCGGCGACGGAGGAAAUCCUCGAUACCAGCAGUUGCGCAACGAGCCUGAAGAGAACCCAUCGAACCAUCCAAGUGAAACCAUCCUCGACGAAUCCAUCGAGACAAUUAAGUCGCAAACAAAGCAGAACGAUGUUAGCUGUGGAUCGAGAAGUAAAGCUCAUUGUCAGAAGCGUCGACCAAAAACGGCCAGAAACAGGGUAUCGCCGAAGGAAACGGAGGAUUCCGGCGAAAGGAGAAGGGAAUCGAUCGAGCGGAAUAAGGCGGUUUCACCGGCGACGUCGCCCACCGAUCCGCUCGAACCAUGGAGCACACGCGGCAUUAAAGACAUGAACACGAUAUUGGCUUGGGAGGAAAAUGUGCGGGACAGUCCUUAACGAAACUUUACGAUAUUAUCCUCGACAUGUUGGCCAAAACAACGGACGUUGUUUUUGCGGCGACGCGACGCGACGCGACACGACGGAAGCUAUCCAUUACCACGGAAAUGGUAAUCGAGGAAAUUCCGCUCUUGAUAAUAAAUCUGAAGAACCAAUGGAUGCUCUGUAUGCUCGUUUAAAAAUUUUCCUCUCUUCUGAAUAAAUUUUAGUAAUAUUGUUGAUUAACAAUGGGAUACAAUAAAAGGAUACAACGCA